AUGGAGGACGUUUCUAUUUCUGGGACACUCAGUUCUCCCCAAUGUCCUCAGAGUGCCUCCUUCUCUUUCACUGUCACAACAGGCACCUCAUUAAACAGAUCAACUGAGGGUUCCAGCAGCCAAGAAGAGAUGGAAAAAUCAGAUAGGGGUUCCAGUAGCCAAGAAGAGAUGGAACAAUCAAGCACUUUGCAAUCCCUGCCAGACCUUGAGAACUUGCACAUAGACCUUCUAGAUGAAAAGGUGGAAUUGCUAAUCAGUUUCCUGCUGCAAAAGUAUCAAAUGAGAGAGCCGGUCACAAAGGCAGACAUGAUUGGUAAUGUUGUCAAAGAGUACAAGGAUGACUUCGUUGAGAUUCUCAGGAGUGCCUCUGAGCGCAUGGAGCUGGUCUUUGGCCUUGAUGUGAAGGAAGUGGAUCCCAUCAGUCAUAGCUAUACCCUUGCUAACAAGCUGGAUCUCACCUACAACGGAAUGCUGAGUGAUCAACAGGGCAUGCCCAAGACUGGCCUCCUGAUAAUUAUCUUGGGAGUGAUCUUCAUGGAGGGGAACUGCGCCACUGAGGAGGAAGUCUGGAAAGUGCUGAAUAUGAUGGAUAUAUAUUCUGGGAGGAAGCAUUUCAUCUUUGGGGAACCUGGGAGGCUCAUCACCAGUGAUUUGGUGAAGGAAAAGUAUCUGGAGUACCAGCAGGUGCCCACUAGUGAUCCCCCUCGCUAUGAAUUCCUGUGGGGUCCAAGAGCCCAUGCUGAAGUCAACAAGAUGAAAUUGCUGGAGUUUUUGGCUAAGAUCCAUGGAACCAACCCCAAGAGCUUCCCGUCUCAGUAUCAGGAGGCUUUGAGAGAUGAAGAAGAGCGAGCCCGAGCCAGAAUUGAAGCUACGGCCGGCACAAGUGCCAUGGCCAGUGCAAGUUCUGAUUUCUCCCACCCUUACUGAAGACUGAGGCAGACUCUGCACUUUGUUCU
Messenger RNA from Cervus elaphus (red deer), 956 nucleotides. Its product is annotated as melanoma-associated antigen 10-like. The coding region runs from base 1 to 927 and encodes 308 amino acids. Gene Ontology annotation, cellular component: nucleus. Gene Ontology annotation, biological process: negative regulation of transcription by RNA polymerase II. The transcript has a single exon. NCBI's taxonomy places the organism in Eukaryota, Metazoa, Chordata, Mammalia, Artiodactyla, Cervidae. The record is from RefSeq and is a predicted model, not a curated record.